Paramecium pentaurelia is the source of this 2921-nucleotide messenger RNA. The record is from the annotation of a GenBank genome assembly. Lineage: Eukaryota; Ciliophora; Oligohymenophorea; Peniculida; Parameciidae.
AUGUCACAAAAGAAUGCAGGACAGUAUCUUCUAAAAGAAUUGUUGAUUUUCUUAGCUCUACUUUUAGGUAAUGAUUAUUAAUAAAGUAGGACUAUAUUAAUCUUAAGGAGUUGAUUCAAUUUUACCAAUUACUUUAAAUUCAAUAAUUUUAUUGAUUUAUCUAUUCUUUAAAUAUAAGAAUAGUACUCAUAUUAAGUAAGUUUGGAUUAUUAAGAUUAUCUUCAUUUUAAUUCAAAUUUCAAUAAAUAUAGAAAUGUGUUAAUUUUGUAUGAUAAUUGUACAUUUGAUUGAAGAUGAUAUUAUCUAAACAUUUAUUUUAAGCACAGUGUUUCUAAUAAAUCUAAUAUAAGAAUAAAAAAAUAAUUAUGUGACUGAAAUCCCAUUCAAUUUAUUAUAUUUCAUUAAUGUAGUAUUUUUAUUUGGUUUAAUGUUUAUGAAAUGGAAAUCUGUUAAAUCAAAUGAAGAAUUUGUAGAUUAAACAUUUAAAUUAAAAUCAUUAGAAUGUAUAUCUAAUCAAUUAUAAUAUAUUAUAUAGUAAAAGAAUCAAUAAAAAAUAGAGAUUUAAUAAGCAAAUCAAAUUAAUAAUAGUCAGUCAGUUAAGAAAUCAAUGCAAUAAAAAUGGAAUGCAAUGAUGAUGAAUUAAUUUUAUAGAAUGUAGCUUGGAUACAAAAUUAGUCUGCUUUAGUUUACAAUAAAAAGCUUAAUAUAGUUUAUUAGAAUAUAUUUUUAGGGAAAUUAUUAAAAUAAUCAAAUUUAGAUGAAUAAUAAACAUAAUAACAAUCAAAGCCAGACUAUGAAGAAUUGUUCCUUGAUUGUUAGAUUUUAGUUGGAAGUAAAGAGUUAAUGGAAAUCAAUAGCAAUAAUAAUGAUUAGUCUAUGAAUAGUGAGUAAUAAAAUUAAUUAAUAAUUUAAAGUGGCUCAUUUUUGCUAAGUAGAGUAAAUGAUUAUCAUAAAUGCCGAAUGAAGUCGAAUCUGACAAUUAGAGAUUUGAGUUUGAUGAUGCAAAACGAGAUCGAUAAGUAGUUUAGUUGGAAUUAAAGAGAUGGCGGCCAAGUAUGGUGACAUUGUUUAGAUUGAGAAGCGAUGUGUUCGAUUUUGAGAAUAUCCAAAUCAAGGCUUUUGUGAAUAAGGUCAAUGAAUCCUCCUUUUUAAUCUUCCUUUUUGAACAGUAGCCUCCUCAAAAAAAAAAGGAUGACAACAGUUAACCAAUCAUCAAUAUAUUUUCUACAUUUGUGCAUGAAUCUGUAAGUUAUAUCAAUUGUAUAUUAACUCUAAUUUUACUUACAUAACAUGAACAUGAAAAUACUUUGAAAAUAUCAUUAAAACAUCAUUAUUAUAUGCCUAUGAGAAUGAUGAGUAUGAGAUAUAUUCUAUUUGUUAACAGUAUGAGGGAUUAUAUAUUUUUUAUAUAAAAUUAGUUAUUUUUGAGAAUUUCAGCAUUUAAAGUAAAUGAUUUAAUUGAAGAAUUAUUAAUUAUAUAUGAAGAUAAUUUAAAAAUUAGAGAUGUAAGUUUGACAACAUCAAUAGAUUUAAGUGAUAAUAAUUAAGUGAUAUUUAGUGAUUUAGAUAGAGUAUAAUAAUUAUAAUUAAAUUAGUUAAAAUAAAUCCUAGCAUGUUUAUUAUCCUAUUGUUUAAAAUAUACAUCAGCAUCAUAAUUAAAAUUAGAUAUUAAAAGUUAUACUGUAAGUGGUAUUAUGGUAUCUUUUAAAGAUAGUAUGAUAGCUAAGGAUGAUAAUACAAGAAAAUCAAUUUCAAAUUUAGUUAGAUUACUAAAUUCAACACUUAAAUUAACUUCAUUUUAUGAUGUUGAUCUUAAUAAUCCAUUAGAAUUAUAAAUUUGUGUGAUAUUAUGUUGGUAAUUGUCUGGUACAUUUAAAAGAGGUCUAGAAUUUUUAUAUGAUAGUUAGGGAUAUGGCACUUUUACUUUUGUAAUAGAAUCCUAAACAAAUUAAUAAAGAAUGCAAUCUCAUUAAGAUACAGGUCCUAUUAAAAUUUUAGGCUAAAGAAAAUAUUAUGAAACAUCAUUAUCUUUAUUAUUAGCAUAAGAUAGUAGUGGUUAUAGAGAGGAAUCAAAGUAAUUACAUAUUUUAUUCUAGAUAUUUUUCAUUAACUUAAUUAUCAAAAUAAUUUUCUAUUAAACCAGGAGAUCCAUUUGAUGUGUAAAGUGCAUAUUUCUCAUAAAUUUCAAGAAUUAAAUAGGAUUCAUCAAAUUCUAAAUAAGUUUAAAAUUCUGGAUCAGUUCCUAGAUAAUCAAAAGAAUAGAGUAAUAGUUUUUCUGGUACUUGGAAAUAAGGAUUUCCUGAUAUAAUUCAAUAACCUUAUAAAAAAACAAGAAAUGAUAGAAAUGAAAAAAGUGACUCUUAACAUGAUUCAAUGAAAACACAUUCUAAUUUUGAUUUUGGAGCUGAAAUGAGCAAUCCAUCUAUUCAUCCUCCUGAAUUAACUCCAAAAUUACUAUCAUCAGUUAUUAAAUUCAGAUUAAGAUUGACUUGUUGUGCUAAAGUGUUAAUUGUAGAUAAUGAUCAUUAUAGUGUUUUUUCAUUGUAAAAAGUCUUAGAAAAAUACAAUAUCAAAUGUGAUAAGGCAUUUAAUGGUAUCGAUGCUUAAAAAUUAAUAUAAAAUAAACAAAACAAACCAUGUCAUUGUGGAAACAAAUCUUAUCUGUUAUAUUUUAUAGAAUUUUAUUUGCCAGUAUAUAAAUUUGUAAAUAUAUUUAGAUUUUAUAAGGAAUAGAUUUAGUAAGAUCUUUAAAAGAGUAAAUGAGAAAUAGUUUAAUUGAUAAGGGAUAUGUAAUUAUAAUAGCUACAUUUGUGGAUUUGAAUUAGAAAUUGGAAUGUUUUAAGAAUGGAGCUGAUUAUUUUAUUGCCAAACCAUUUGAUUUGAUAGAUAUUGGAGCAGCAGUUUAAUAUUUAGAUUUUUGA